AAUUGAAUUUAGUCGUUUACGUCACUUUGUAGCUAUUUUCACCAAACUAAGAGCAUGUUUCGGCCUAUAGUUUCAUAUAAUACCAUUUCCAUCGAUCAACUUUAGUUGAUAAUACGUAUUGUUAAGUGCAGUAUCUUAACUAGCUACAUUUGAAAUGGUAAAUCGAAAAUAAUAUAUUUUAAAGGCAAACGCUUAUUUUCUUAUUCAACUAACGCGUUAGCUAGUUACUGACAGUUUAGACUGCUAACGUUAACUUCACACAGUACGUUAGUACACAUGGCUUCUGUCCUGAAAGUUCAAACCUUACAGGGUUUAAGAAUGUUUCAACAGAAAUUGAUAUGGACCAAAGGAUUUGUGCGGUUUGCCUCAAUUGGGCAAGGCAGGAUAGACAAAGUCCUCAUUGCCAACAGAGGAGAAAUCGCCUGUCGUGUGAUGCGAACAGCAAAGAAGAUGGGUGUGCGCUCUGUGGCAGUAUACAGUGAUGCAGAUCGUCAUUCCAUGCAUGUGGCCAUGGCAGAUGAGGCCUAUAACAUUGGGCCGCAGAGUUACUUGUCCAUGGAGAAAGUCUUGGAGGUUGCCAAGAGAUCUGGAUCACAUGCUGUCCACCCAGGAUAUGGCUUCAUGUCAGAGAACACAGAGUUUGCUGAGGCAUGCAAACAGGAGGGUAUCAUCUUUAUUGGCCCUCCAUCAUCUGCUAUCAGAGACAUGGGUAUCAAAAGUACAUCAAAAUACAUAAUGUCAGCUGCGGGUGUUCCUAUCAUCGAGGGUUACCACGGAGAGGACCAAUCGGAUGAGAAGCUCCAAGCUGAGGCUGUCAGGAUAGGCUACCCAGUGAUGAUAAAGGCUGUGCGUGGCGGGGGUGGUAAAGGAAUGCGCAUUGCACACACCGCUGAAGACUUCCAUGAGCAGCUUGUGUCUGCAAGACGAGAGGCUCGCAAGUCCUUCAAUGAUGAUGUCAUGCUAGUGGAGAAAUUUGUAGAGGACCCCAGACAUGUGGAGGUCCAGGUUUUUGGGGACCAGCAUGGAAAUGCUGUCUACCUGUUUGAGAGGGACUGCAGUGUGCAGAGAAGGCACCAGAAGAUCAUUGAGGAAGCACCAGGGCCUGGAAUUAGCGAGGAGGUGAGGCGGAAACUGGGUGAGGCAGCCGUGAGAGCAGCCAAAGCCGUCAACUAUGUGGGAGCAGGCACUGUGGAGUUCAUCAUGGAUGCACAGCACAACUUCUUCUUCAUGGAGAUGAACACGCGUCUGCAGGUGGAGCACCCUGUGUCUGAGAUGAUCACUGGUACUGACCUGGUGGAGUGGCAGCUCAGGGUGGCUGCAGGCGAGAGGCUGCCCCUCCUGCAGGAGGAGAUAGAACUGAUGGGCCAUUCGUUUGAGGCCAGGAUAUACGCUGAAGACCCCAACAACGACUUCCUCCCUGGGGCAGGACCCCUCCUUCAUCUGUCUACACCCCUGGCAGACGAGUGCACACGCAUCGAGACAGGCGUCAGGGAAGGAGAUGAAGUGUCAGCCCACUACGACCCCAUGAUCGCUAAACUGGUGGUGUGGGGAGAGGACCGCUCUGCUGCUCUGAGGAAGCUCAGAUACUGCUUACGCCAGUACAACAUUGUAGGCCUCAACACCAAUAUUGACUUCCUGCUGAGUCUGUCUGGCCACCCAGAGUUUGAGGCGGGGAAUGUGACCACCAGCUUCAUCCCCCAGCAUUAUGAGCAGCUGUUCCCCAAGCCCAGCCCUCCCUCCAGGGCCACACUGUGUCAGGCUGCCCUGGGCCUGCUGCUCAGAGAGAGGGCCAGCACUCGAACCUUCAGAGACCAGUCCAACGAUCCCUUCUCUCCUUUUGCCUCCAGUAACGGCAGGAGGGUGAACAUCCUAUAUAGUAGGAAUAUGACGCUCCAGCUGGGUGAAACUAAAGUGGAAUUAACAGUUACAUACAAUCCAGAUGGGACCUACUCUAUGGAGAUUGGAGGGGAAGUGUUCCAGGUGUCAGGGGAGGUGGAGACAGAGGGACAGACAUCAUUCCUGCACUGCUCUUUGAACGGGGUGAAGUCCCGGCCCAAACUGGUCAUCCUGGAUAACACAGUACACCUAUUCUCUAUGGAGGGUAGUGCGGAGGUGAGCAUUCCAGUGCCCAAGUUCCUGGCUGGUGUGAGCACAGGUGCACAGGGAGGAGCUGUGGCACCCAUGACCGGGACCAUUGAGAAGGUGCUGGUGAAGGCAGGAGCCACAGUGGAGAUGGGAGACUCCUUGAUGGUGAUGAAUGCCAUGAAAAUGGAGCACACCAUCCGAGCACCCAAAGCUGGAGUCAUCAAGAAGGUGUUUUUCAAGGAGGGCUCCCAGGCCAACCGACACGCAGCCCUGGUAGAGUUUGAGGAGGAAUAAUCUCAAUCUAAUCCUCAUGUGUGAAUAUCUAUUUGUGAACUUUGAGACUGUAAGAGUUACUGUAGAAAUCAAAUGAAAAAGGCAUUUUAAAAUUCAACCAGAAGGGUUGAUGCAUUUUCUAUAGGAGUAGCAAACUGCUGUACAAUCCUAAGGGAACACACUACAGGUCUAUGUGGAUCACACUGUACAGUUGCCAGAAAAUUGCCUUCAUGUUUUGUGGCAGAAAUGUGUAGAUAUUCAACAAUACUGGUAUAUUUGCUUAGGUUUUUUUUCUAAUCCAAAUUUUCUGAUGGCUGUGUAGAAGUCUGGCUUUUGUACUAUUCUCUGCAAAGUGCUCUUGCAGUUUUUCUCUUUGCAGACUGCCAUCAUUGAAGUCGUUUGUGGUGUUGUCAAAAUGAAGGGUGAUAAAAAAAACUGUGAUUGGUUAGAGAAGAACCAAUCAGAAUUUUCUAAAUGUCACUUUACCAUCAGUUUCUGGGACCAAUCAGACGGUCUAGAAUGGAUUUCCAUUCGGGGAGUUACUCAGAUCGACUCAUUGUGGAGAAGAAACUAACGUCCAUGAGCAUGGCGUAGCAUUUGGCCAGAGCAAGGAAUUUGGGUAGCCAGGCAAUUUUCUUCUAGCUUCAGUUUUGUACAUGCUGCCACAUCUUCUAUAGCCUGGUCCCAGAUCUGUUUGUACUCAUUGUCAACUUGGCAUGAUAUCACAAACAGACUGGCACUCAGGCUACAUUUUAGUCUUGGAAAUCCCAGACAUAGGGCAACAUUGUGGGAGCCAACCAGUCUGUCUGGGAGACUAGCUACGUCUCAUGAUUCAAUCCAGGCUGUGAAAUUACAGUAAGGGCUAUUCACUGAUAACUGCCUACCUUGUGGUUACUUUAGUCCAUAAAACUAAUACCAUGGAAGAGAUGGCCUAUCAUCAAACUCUUCUCACGUAUCGAUUGACCAUCAAAUAACCAAUUUGAGAGAAGGGUGGCGCUGAAAUCAGUCAGGUUAUAAAGUGUUGAAUCCCUCCAAGCACACACUCCUGACAACUUAUUAUGAAUGUCUGCUAACCUGUGUGCUGUCAUCCAUUCAAUAGUGAGCCUAAUUGUUAUUGAUGUGUUCAAUUUGUAAUUAGUGUUGCCAAAUUACAUUUUUCUAAAAGAUAAUUUUGUAGCUGUAUAGAGGUAUAUUACUAUGCUAGUGCUAUCGAAGGUUCACAGUAGUGUGUGUGUGAACAUUUGUUGCAUACACAUUCUGCUGGAAAGGACAAAAGUUACACAUGCUUUUUAAAAACAUAUUUAUUCCGUAAAUAGAAUUUGCUUUAAACAUCAACCAUUUCACUGACAGGAGUACAAUAACAUACCUUUUUUUCUUUUUUCAAUGAACAUGAUCAAGAGAAAAACAGCUUCACAUCAAUGUCCUUGUAGAGAUGCCUUCAUAAAUUGAUUGAAAUGUGACAUCUGAACUAGAUGCAUUUAUAUAUCAAAACUGAGUAACAACUGUAGCAAACAAGUACAAUCAAAGUAUACUUCAUCAGAUAUGACCAAGAUCAAUAGUAGUGCCAGAUAUAAUUACGAAUAUUGGUACCAUGCAAAUAAAUAUCAAGCUCCACUGACUUCUUGGACAAGUGUCUCCCAUUUCAAGCUACUGAGAGGUAUGUAACGGCUAAAAAUAGUAACCAUACAUAAUCAUGGGAUUUUAUAUCUCGGCAAUAUUCUAAUAAAUAUGUAUGCUGAUGUGCAUAAUGUCACUGUCAUUGAUAGCAAGUUUAAAAUGGUUGUCUCAAUGACCCUCUUGACUCAGGCAUUUCCAUUAUUGUGGGCUAAAGGCCGCUAAAGAGGAUACAGAGAGCUAAAGCAGUUGCGUUCAGUCCGUGAGGCUCUCUCGCCUGCCCUAUUACCAGUAAUAUGAUGGAAAUAAAUACAAACAUUAACAAGUGGUUAGUAAGAGGGGGGAAAAGACUAACAAAAUAAAUGAAAACAUGAUUGGCAAUGAUUAGUGAAAGGCAAACAAAAACAAUUUGUGGCUUUGAAAACAACUAGAUGUGAAAGCUAUGUCAUCUUGGCAGCUAUUAUUUCAUAUCUGGGUUGUUCCACGAAAAGAGUGCCUUUUGCGACCCUUUGAUAUUGUGCACCAAUUUGUUAUAUUAAAUGAAGUGCCCUUUAAUAUGGAAAAUUCAAUAAAUCUGAUUUUAUUUUGAAUAAAGACUUGCUAAAGUGCCAAAAUUAAGCAUUUAGACAUGUCCCUCUGCACCCUCUAAGAUGAUUUUAACCCACUUAACCUGAAUAUUUCUCAAAUUUUUACCAUCAUUGUAAAUGUUCUCUUUUUUAGUUGCUUUGCAUUUCUGAAAACUAUUUUAUGUUAUCAGUGAUUAAUUAAAUAAAAAAAUAAAAACAG
This is a messenger RNA of Salvelinus namaycush (lake trout), 4758 nucleotides long. Its product is annotated as methylcrotonoyl-CoA carboxylase subunit alpha, mitochondrial-like. Gene Ontology annotation, molecular function: metal ion binding; ATP binding; methylcrotonoyl-CoA carboxylase activity. The record is from RefSeq and is a predicted model, not a curated record. Gene Ontology annotation, cellular component: mitochondrion. Lineage: Eukaryota; Metazoa; Chordata; Actinopteri; Salmoniformes; Salmonidae.